UCUCUCUCUCUCUGCCCCUCCCCUGCUCGCUCGCUCUCGCUCUCUCUCUCUCAAAAUAAACUUAAACAAAAAAAGCCACAUCAACCCACCAAGACACCAGCCUUGGUUCAGAAUAUUAACCAGACUGCAAACUUCAUUUAGAUUUCACCAGGUUUUCCACUAGCCCAGGACCUUCAUUCUGGCCCAGGACCGCAUCCGGGGUCCCACAUGACAUCUCGCCAUCUCGCCAUCUCGCCUUGUUUUCUGGGGCUCCUCCAGUGUGACCUUUCCUCACACUUUCCUGGUUUUGCGUGGCCUCGACGCUUUUGAAGAGCAGUGGCCAGGUGCUUUGUAGAAGGUCCCUUGGACUGAGUUCGUCUGAUGUUUUCUCAUGAUUACACUGAGGUUACCUUACACUGAAGGUGGCCCAGAGGUGUCCUGUCACAUCAGGGGACAUCACAGCAGGCGUCCUGUCCUCAUCACAGUGACACUGAUCUUCAUCACUUGGCUAGGGCGGGGUCCGCCAGGUUUCUCCAGGAAUAAAGUUCCCCUUCUUCACUCUAUCCGCACUAUUUGCUGGAAGCAAGUCACUGAGUGAACCCACGUGGAUGGCGCGGGGGAGGGGAGGCUCCGCGUCCUGGAGGGAGGACCAUGGAAGAAUUUACAGAUGCGUUAACACCAUGGCGGUAAUUAACAAGUAUUUUGGAGGUGUGACUUUUCUGCUGCCCGAUGUCCCGCCUCUCCUUGGAGCGUCCCCGGUAAUGACGUGUGCAUCUGUGGGCCUUGUCUGCGGGGAUGAUCACCGGGGUGUUCCCAUGAAAAUCCCAUGGUGAUUUUCUAUUAACGGGGCUGGGUGGUGAUUUUUGAAGUUUUCAUCCAGGAAUGCAGAUGACGCCCGUCAUAAGUAUCCGGUAACUGGCCUCUAUUCAUUCCUCAUGAGUCUGCAUGAGAAUUUGCGUUUACAAGAGACUUCACGCCUACGACAUCACCCAGAGCAGGCUGGUGGCUCACGUGUAGUGAGUGGGGACAGAGCAGGACUGCUCCAGGAUGUUGUUAACAGAGGGCCACAGCCAGACAGUCCUUAGAGCACGAGAACAGUGGGGGUUUAUAACAAGGGAGUAGGUGGGGGUCAGCAGACGGGCACUUGCCGUGAGGACGCAUCACGGGGGAUUCUGGCUGAACAGACCUGAUAGGAUUGCUGCUGCAGGCAUUCUGGGUGAUCCCCACCCCCCCCAACCCCCCGCCACCUGGGUGGGGCAGGAGGAAAUUGGCCGGAUAUCCAGGGUGAUCAGACACGGGGCGGGGGCUUCAAGCUGAAGUGACUUAGCAGGGCUCUGGCUAAAACAGAGCAUCUGAGCUGAACUCAGAAGCCCAGAGGUCAAGGCCUAGUUGGACGGAGGGCUCAGAGAGGCGAGAGAGGGUCCUUGGUGCCACCAGGCAGCACCAGAAUCAGCCUGGAAGGGAAGGGAGCCUCCCGGGAGUGUGCAGGGCUCACAGCCCGGCCUGUGCCUUCCGGGUGGGACAGGCGCAUCUGGAUCCUUCCUGCUGCAGAGCUGGGGUGGUCCGGUAGGAGAGUCCAGGGCAAAGGAGGGGGCCCGGGAGAGGGGCCCCAGGGAGCCGGCUGGGCUGUGGGAAGGCAGAGAUGAGUCUGGGAGGCGCCAAGGGUGGGGGCCUGUGGGCUUCGAGGCUGGGAGGUCCUACUGGGUUGAGUGGGGUUCCCCACAAAAUUCGUGUCCACCCGGAACCUUGGAAUGUGAGCUUAUCUGGAAAUGGGGUCUUUGCAGAUGUAAUUAGUUGAGAUGAGAUCAUAUGGGAAUGGGUGAGUCUAAUCCAACGACUGGCGUCCUUAUGAGAAGAGAGACACAGAGUCAGAAGACAGUCACGUGACCGCCGAGGCAGAAGCUGGAGGGAUGUGACCACAAGCCCAGGGGAAGCUGGAGUCCCAGAACCUGGAAGAGGCAGGAAGGACCCUGUUCUGGGGCUUUGGCCCUGAGACCUUGAUCCAACUGCUGGCCUCCUGAACAUGAGAGAAUAAAUCUCUGCUGUCUUAAGCCCCCAGCGUGUGGUCGUUUAUUUCAGUGGCCCCAGGACACUUGCACAGACUCCUCCCUGAUAGAAUUGGUAUACUUUGUAAGCUUCCAAGACCUUCCGUAUUUUGGUCCAUGCAUGGGUUAAGGGGCCAUUCAGGCCUGUGGCCUCUGUCCUGGCUUCUGUUGACCACACUGUGUGUGUGUGGGGGGGGGCACCUGGAUUGUGCCAGAGGUGUCCAGGUCCAGGAUUUGGGGAUCAGGGACAGGCCUGGGCCUGGGCUUCACGGUCCCUUCUCCUCCCGCAGCUCUGCCUGCCCCGGAUCCUGCUUUUCCCAAGAGAAGAGGAUGGCUGCUGGGUACGUGUCCCCCGGGCCCCAGGAGUUAGUGACCUUCGAGGAUGUGGCCGUGGCCUUCUCCCGGGAGGAGUGGGCCUUGCUGGACCCUGCUCAGAAGAGGCUGUACAGAGAGGUGAUGCUGGAGACCUACAGGAACCUGGCCGCACUGGAAACCUUGAAGACCCGAACUGCUGAUGCAGGCAUUGAGUUUGGUGCACUGUCCGCAACCCAAGCCUCUCAGGCCGCUGGUCCUUCCCCGUGGGUGGGGAGUUCACUCUUUCUACCAGUGGUGCCUUUCCAGCUGGAGCAAGGAGAAGCUGUGUGGUUGGGGGGGGAAGGAACUCCCAAAACCUCCUGUUCAGAUUUGGCUGCCAUACUGAAAAGCCAAGAGUCCUCUUGUAAGAAGGUGGUUUGGGGGGAAGAACCGCCCAGUGGUAUGACCGUAGUAAAGCUUCCCAAAGGAGACUGGGGCUAUGGUCAACUUGAGGAGAAUCGUGAAGCCCUGCACAGGCUUUUGGGGCAGCUGGCGUACCCCCAGGCGGCGGUGUUUGCUCAAAGGGAGACCACUGCCUGGCAUGAGUUUGGGGAAGCCUGUAGUACGAGCUCAGACCUUGCUUUAUCUCAAGGAGGUUCUAUAGAAGAACAUUCCCACGACUGUGGUCUAGAUAUUGAGAGUUUGGUAGCUAAUCCAUUCUUAAACCAUCAUCGGAUGGCAUAUACAGGUCAGAGACCCUGGGAAGGGAACGAAUGUGGAAAAGACGUCAGCCACAACAGUGCCUUCAGUCAACACAACAGAGCCGCUGAAAGCGGGGAAUCAUUUCCUCACGGUAUGGCUCUCACAACACACAACACGGUGAAUACAGCAGGGAAACCCUACGAAUGUCACCACUGCGGGAAAGUGUUUAACCGGAGGCAUUCCCUGAGUGAACAUCAGAGAAUCCAUACAGGAGAGAGACCAUAUGAAUGUCAGGAAUGUGGGCGAGCCUUUACGCACAGCUCAACCCUCACACGACACUUGAGAACUCAUACUGGAGAGAAACCCUAUGCGUGCGGCGAAUGUGGGAAAGCCUUCAACAGGAUUUCGUCUCUCACCCAACACCAGAGGAUUCACACAGGGGAAAAGCCCUACAAAUGCAAAGACUGCGGAAAGUCCUUCUGCCAGAGUUCUUACCUGGUCUUGCACAAGAGAACGCAUACGGGCGAGAAGCCCUAUGAAUGUAACGAGUGUGGAAAGGCCUUCAGUGAUCGUUCCUCGCUUAACCAACACGAGCGGACUCACACCGGUGAGAACCCCUAUGAAUGUAAUCAGUGUGGAAGAGCCUUCAGUCAGAGGUCUUCCCUCGUGAGGCACGAGAGGACUCACACCGGAGAGAAACCGUACGGCUGUAGCGAAUGUGGGAAAGCGUUCAGCCAGAGCUCGUCCCUUAUCACACAUCAGAAAACUCACACCAGUCAGAAAACCUAUAAAAUAAUUGAUUGUGGGAAAGCUUUCUAUCAGAGCAGCAACCUCAUUGGGUUUUAGAGACCACUUGCUGCCUGUAAGGUACCUUUUAGCUCUCUGCUACAGAAGUAUGGUUAGAUUUUGCCCUUCUGAUGGGACUGUUUGAAAAGAAGUAGGCUUCUGCACGUUCUUUUUUAAAAAAAUUUUGUUUAACGUUUAUUUAUUUUUGAGAGAGAGAGACAGAGCGUGAACGGGG
Lynx canadensis (Canada lynx) is the source of this 4041-nucleotide messenger RNA. RefSeq names its product zinc finger protein 554 (gene ZNF554). NCBI's taxonomy places the organism in Eukaryota, Metazoa, Chordata, Mammalia, Carnivora, Felidae. Gene Ontology annotation, biological process: negative regulation of transcription by RNA polymerase II; regulation of cytokine production; regulation of immune system process. The record is from RefSeq and is a predicted model, not a curated record. The transcript is spliced from 4 exons. The coding region runs from base 2142 to 3866 and encodes 574 amino acids.